ACGUCUUGAUGGCCGCAGCCGCGCAAAAACCACCGGGCAUCGGCGCACGAACGCCGCAUGCUCCCUCACCACCACCUCCUUCUCCUUCUUCUUCUCCAACUCCAACUCCAAAGUCCAAUCCCCCCCUGCUCGCCCAACCCCCAUUUCCCCCAAUCCGAUUCCUGCUCCCACCCACCGCGCUCCCCCAAUGGUGACGCCGGCCGCCUCCUUCUCCGCCGCGCUCGCCGUCGAGGACUUCCCGUGGGUCGACAGGGAGGAGGAGAUGGGGAUGACACCGGACAAGUUCCGCGAGGUGUUCGACCUCGCGCAGCGCGGCGCCCGCGCCUUCCGGGAGCGCCGCUACGACGAGGCCAUUUCCUUCUAUUCUAAAGCUCAAAACUUGAGAUCGGGAGAUCCUGUUAUCCUUAGCAAUCGAUGUUCUGCUUUCUGUUUGAUAAGUCAAGUGUUGAGGGAACGAUCCGCAGCUGACUCAGAGUAUCAGCCACUGAAUGGCCUUGAUCCCACAACUCAUGCAGAGUUAGCUCUGAAGGAUGCAGAGAAGGUAUUAACUAUCCACAGUAAUUCUCCGAAAGCAUAUCUUCUCAAGGCAUAUGCCCUUAUUCUGCUGGAGCGAUACCACGAGGCACGUGAGUCCCUUCUUGCUGGUCUUCAAGUCGAUCCCCUCAGCCAUAUUUUACAGAUCUGUCUCAGUGAUCUGGAUAGAAAUACAAAUGCUGCCGCUGGAGCAAGACGGCCAAGGUUAGAUAGGACUGAUGAUUUUGAGUGCACAUUAUGUUUUAAGCUAUUGUUUGAACCAGUCACCACUCCAUGUGGGCACUCAUUUUGCCGCUCUUGUUUGCAUCAAUCAAUGGAUCACGGCAACAAGUGCCCCAUGUGUCGGACAGUUCUAUUUAUUGGUCCAAGAACUUAUCCUAUAAGUGUAACAUUGAACAACGUAAUUCAGAGAAACUUCCCUGAAGAAUAUGCUGAGAGGAGAUUAGAGCAUGAAACUACAACAUAUGCAGGCGUGGAUUUGAUGCCUCUCUUUGUUAUGGAUGUCGUAUUACCCUGCCAAAAGAUGGCAUUGAACAUAUUUGAACCUCGCUACAGGCUGAUGGUAAGGAGGGUAAUGGAAGGGAAUCAUCGAAUGGGAAUGGUUGCUAUUGAUUCUGCGACUGGUACUGUAGCCGACUGUGGAUGUGAGGUGGAAAUUCUAGAGUGUGAGCCACUUCCAGAUGGCCGUUUUUAUCUAGAGGUGGAAGGUUCACGGAGGUUUCGUAUCUUGCGAUCAUGGGAUGAAGAUGGGUACCGAGUUGCUGAAAUUGAAUGGUUCAAAGAUGUUUCUCUACCUGAAGGAUCACAAGAGAGAAAAGAUCUAAUCGAAAGGACCAAUGAAGCUUCAGAACUGGCCAGGACGUACAUUAGGCGUGCUAGAGAAACCACAAGGACUGUUAGGCGGACAAGACAUUUUGAUCUCGAGAGCAUGCCUGGACCACAGGACCCUGAAAAGUUCAGUUUCUGGCUUGUCAACUUGAUUAAUUUGAGGCCAUCAGACAAGUUAGACCUAUUACGCCUCCGUGAUACUCGAGAACGAAUAUCUCGUAGCCUUAGAUUAUUGGGUGAUGCAGAACAAGGUUGUCGUGUACAGUAAAAGAUUAUAUUUGUCACACAAGCAUUAUAGCUUAGAGUCAAUUUAUUCAUCAGGAGAAACAUUGACUAACGAUGUAGAUUUGUAAUAUUCUUUUACAUAAUAUGCUACUAUUGAAAUUUUACGAUUUUGUAUAUUAUUUUUAAAAUCCUACGUAAUUAACUAUAUAAUGUAGAAAUGGUUCUUAUUCA
This is a messenger RNA of Lolium perenne, 1818 nucleotides long. RefSeq lists its product as uncharacterized. Lineage: Eukaryota; Viridiplantae; Streptophyta; Magnoliopsida; Poales; Poaceae. The record is from RefSeq and is a predicted model, not a curated record. Gene Ontology annotation, molecular function: protein binding; ubiquitin protein ligase activity.